Molecule: messenger RNA, 2069 nt
Organism: Xenopus tropicalis (tropical clawed frog)
Lineage: Eukaryota; Metazoa; Chordata; Amphibia; Anura; Pipidae
Product: zinc finger protein OZF-like
Exons: 3
Coding region: 98-1645 (515 amino acids)
Cellular component (GO): nucleus
Source: RefSeq, a predicted model, not a curated record
UGGAGAGGUUGCCAUAAGGUGUGAGGAUGUUUCCAUCUAUUUUUCCUUGGAGGAGUGGGAGUAUAUAAAAGGAAACCAGGCCCUUCUCAGAAAAAUUAUGAAGGAGGAGGAGGAGCCCCAGCAAGUCUGCCCACCGGACGGUGAAUAUGAAGAUAAGAGAGAGAUUCCAGCUGAUCUGGGAGGAACAUUAUGUUAUAAUAAUGAGCCAAGCAAGAUUGGGGCUGAAGGAGCAGAUUUUUGUGCCAACGGAAAUCUCACAAACCCUGAAAUGUCUCCAGCGGAACAGCCCCCACCGGCCAAUGGGAUUAAAGAGGAGGCGGCUUCAUGGGAAGAAGGAAACCUUUCUGAUUUUAGAAUUAUUACUGUUCACGAAUCAAUGCAGCAAACUAAUACAUUUACUCCGAGCUUAGGAUCCAGUCUAAAUACCAUCUUAUUAGACAGUGAUAUGUCAAAUGGAAUUAAAGAAGAAGCGGCUUCAUGGGAAGGGGGAGACCAAUCAAACUGCAGCAUUAAUCCCCUUACAGAACAGAUACAGGGAACAGACACACCUACUCCUAUCAUGGGGUGCACGGUUGUUAUUAAAGAGGAAGAAUCUUCAUGUGAAGGGGAAAACCAAUCAGAUUGCAGCAUUAAUCCACAUACAGAACAGAUACAGGUAACAGACACACCUACUCCCAACACAGAGACAUAUAACUGUUCAGAGUGCAAUAAACGUUGUAAAACUAAGGUCGGUUUUCUCAAGCACCAGAAAACUCACACAGGGGUAAAACCAUUUGUCUGUUCUGUGUGUGAGAAACCUUUUAAGCAUCAGUCAAAACUUAUUCUACAUGAGAGAAGUCACACAGGGGAGAAACCGUUCUCUUGUUCUGAAUGUGGGAAAAGGUUUACCCGGCAUGUACAUCUUAUUGAGCAUCACAGAACCCACACAGGAGAGAAACCCUAUUCCUGUACUGACUGUGGGAAACGUUUUUCACACAGUUCAGACUUUUACAGACACUGCAGAAUUCACAGACUAGAAAAAUUAUGUAUUUGCUCCCAAUGUAAAAAACAGUUCACGUCUCACUCAGAGCUUAUUGUGCAUCAAAGUAGUCACGUGGGAAAGGGACCAUAUUCUUGUUCUGAAUGUGGGAAACAUUUCAUGUCUACCUCACUGCUUAAUGUACAUCUUAGGGUUCACUCAGUAGAGAGACCGUACUCUUGUUCUGAGUGUGGGAAAUGUUUUAAGUAUUCCUCAUACCUUACUGUACACAAAAGAAUUCACACAGGGGAGAAACCGUUCACUUGCACUGAAUGUGGGAAAUGUUUCUCUGAUGGCGCAGCCCUUAGAUACCAUAAAAAAAUUCACACAGGAGAGAAACCAUUCAGUUGUACUGAAUGCGGGAAAUGUUUCCGUGAUCGCAUAAGUCUUACAUUCCAUACAAGAAUUCACACAGGGGAGAAACCAUUCAGUUGUAGUGAAUGUGGGAAAUGUUUCCGUGAUCGCGCGGGCCUUAAAUUCCAUACAAGAAUUCACAUAGGGGAGAAACCAUUUGCUUGCGAUGAAUGUGGGAAAUGUUUUAUGUAUCGUUAUCAGCUCACUGCACAUUCCCAGUUACACACAGGGGAGGAACCAUUGCCUGACAGUAACUGUACUGAUACACAGUGAGUAACAUACGAUUAUGAUGUUAUCAGAUUCCUUUUGGUUAAUGUAUUCUUAAUCUUCAAUAAAUAUUUAAUCUUCAGAGGUAAAACUACACGGAAUAUUUUGUAUAAAAAAAAAUGUCAGCUACAGAAAACAUUAGCCACUGCGUGAAGAGAGUUCCCCACCCAACUGCAUUUUGUAUAGUUUUACACUGCUGAUACCACUUCAGGUUCCUGCUACAAUCUCUAUCAAUAGCGAAACAACUUCUCUUCUUUACUCUCCUCCGUGUCCUCUAAACUGCAGCCAGUAUGUGCCACAUUUAACUCCGUACUGUGACACAGUUGACCGCCCAGUCCUCCCACACAUUCUGUACUCAAACUGCUCUUUGGUUUAAAUCUUAUCUUCCUGUUUCUUAAAAGUUGCCUUUUCUAAUUCUAGCUCCCGAGGC